Fusarium poae is the source of this 1836-nucleotide messenger RNA. RefSeq lists its product as uncharacterized. The coding region runs from base 1 to 1836 and encodes 611 amino acids. Gene Ontology annotation, biological process: positive regulation of transcription from RNA polymerase II promoter by galactose; DNA-templated transcription. Gene Ontology annotation, molecular function: RNA polymerase II cis-regulatory region sequence-specific DNA binding; DNA-binding transcription factor activity, RNA polymerase II-specific; zinc ion binding. The transcript has 3 exons. The record is from RefSeq and is a predicted model, not a curated record. NCBI's taxonomy places the organism in Eukaryota, Fungi, Ascomycota, Sordariomycetes, Hypocreales, Nectriaceae. Gene Ontology annotation, cellular component: nucleus.
AUGCAGGAACCAACAGAACGUUAUAUCCGCAGCCGCAUCGCCAACGCCUGCGAUGGCUGCAAAUCUCGCAAAGUAAAAUGCGACGGGAAAUUACCUUGCAGCUACUGCGCUCGUCGUCAAAAACCUCACGACUGCCAUUACUCACCUCAAAUCCGAAGACGAAGAGCUAAUCCUCAAGGAUCAGUGUCUUCACUGAGAUCACCACCCGCUUCGGAACUUGAUAGGGCUCUUUCUACAGGCCGACUUUCUACAGGGAGGAAUAGUCCUGCUACUACUACACCUGUCAACAAUGAAACAACCCAGAAUCAAGCAAUUGAUGCAGAGGAAGAAACCGAAGUUCCAAGAGAAGCGAGGCUGGUAUGCGAUGCGCAGGGGAAAUUGAUCUUUGUGGGUGAUUGUGCGCCAUUGAGCUUCUUUCAAUCUGUGCGUCAACUCGUCACUACCAGAGUUGGACAGAAUGCUUUUGCGCCGCAGUCAAGUCGUUACUCCGUCCUUGAAAAUGCCACUGCGCAUCAAUCGCGUCGAACACCAGGCGAUAACCGCAUUCCAAGCGUUAAUCCCGACGACAUUCCCCAUGCUGUAUCAAAUUACCUAGCAAUUUCGACUGGACUUGUGGAUUUAUUUGACCAUCGUCGAUUGCAAGAUGAUCUCAUCUUCUGGGCGAACAUGGGUCAAAAACCGGAUGAUGCCACUACCAUAGUCAAUUUGCUAGUAUUGGCCAUCGGAACAAAGAUUGAUAACGAGGAACGCGCGCAAGAGUAUUUUGAGUUCGCCCGCGAAAAAGCGUAUUCCAACCUCACGGGUAAUCUGAGUGUUACAACGGUUCAGAUGUUUACUCUUAUCACGCUAUACAUGCUCUGCUCAUGUCAGAUCAACGGCGCAUUUUUAUUCUUCGGCACAGCUGUCCGUGCGGCUUAUUCCAUCGGUAUCCACAGGACAGAAGUUAAUGCGCGUUUUGGGCCAGAUAUUCACAGACAAAGGGAUCGUCUGUGGAAGAGUUUACGUGUCGUUGAUCUAUUUCUUAGUUCAUCUAUGGGAAGACCGCCUGCGACGUCGGAUGUGGACUGCACAGUACCUUAUCAAAGUCAAGAUGAGAAUCUCGAUGAAUCACUUGAUUUACUCAACGCUUCAGUACAAAUAUUCUUGGUUCUAGAAGGUGUUGUUACAGAGAUUUACUCACGACGAAAGAUUUCACUGCAACUCACAGAAGGAAUAUCACUUCAAUUACGAGAUUGGUCUUCGCGCUGGUUGAAGCAACUCAAAGAUAUCGUUGCCAAUCCGGAUAUUCAAGACAGAGCUCAAGCAAGUGGAGCGUGUCAGAUCUUGGCUACGUAUUACUACGCCGUCAUGCUAGUAUCCCGUCCAUUUCUCAUGUAUGAGCUCUGCAGACGGUUGUCCGAUGGUUCAAUGGCUUCUAAUGGACGAUCUGCUUUGACAUCUGGCAAGUCGAAGCUCGCUGAUGCGUGCAUUGAUGCAGCAAGUUUGAUGGUUGAUCCUAUACUUGACCUGAUCCAGAGGGGUGUUCUCGUUGGACAUGUUCCUAUCCUAGUGUCAUGGUUAUUCGCCAGCUCUCUCGUCUUAGGAAUUGGUCUCCUUGGAGGUUUUGGUAGAGUCCUCGAGAAAUACACUCGAAUGGCAAUCCACGCUCUUGACCACUGCUCCAAUCACGACACUCACGCAGGUCAAUACUCCCUUAUCGCCCAAUCUCUUCUCGCAACAUCCCUCGAACAUCUUGAAAAGCGCGAACUUGCUGAACGUCAACGACGCACAGAAAACUCAAAGAGACAAGCCAGCCCGGACUCAGUCCUGUGGCCAACAGAGGAAGAGAAUCUUUAG